This is a messenger RNA of Nestor notabilis (Kea), 1046 nucleotides long. RefSeq names its product glutaminyl-tRNA synthetase (gene QARS1). Gene Ontology annotation, biological process: glutaminyl-tRNA aminoacylation. The transcript has 11 exons. The record is from RefSeq and is a predicted model, not a curated record. Gene Ontology annotation, cellular component: cytosol; aminoacyl-tRNA synthetase multienzyme complex; cytoplasm. Lineage: Eukaryota; Metazoa; Chordata; Aves; Psittaciformes; Psittacidae. The annotation marks the transcript as partial. Gene Ontology annotation, molecular function: ATP binding; glutamine-tRNA ligase activity.
AUGCCCAGCGUGGGCCUCCUGGCCUGUCCUAUAGGAGGGACCAGUGCUGGACACAUCCUGCAGCGCUGGGUGCUGCAUUUGCUGGGGCCAAAGACAGAAGCUGACCUGGAAAAGAAGCCGAAGGUGAGGAGGAGGAGAAGGGAGAGGCUGAGAACCGGGACGGUGUCAGGUGAGGUGGGCACAGAGACACGGUCCCUGCUGGAGCAGCUGCGGGGAGAAGCCCUCAAAUUCCACAAGCCGGGAGAGAACUACAAGACGGAGGGUUAUGUGGUGACCCCCAACACCAUGGCUCUGCUGAAGCAGCACUUGGCAAUCACGGGGGGGCAGGUGCGGACACGGUUCCCUCCUGAGCCCAACGGGAUUCUGCACAUUGGCCAUGCCAAAGCCAUCAACUUCAACUUUGGCUAUGCCAAGGCCAACGGUGGUGUGUGCUUCCUGCGCUACGAUGACACCAACCCCGAGAAGGAGGAGGAGAAGUACUUCACCGCCAUCCGGGACAUGGUGGAGUGGCUGGGCUACCAGCCCUAUGCAGUGACCCACGCGUCAGAUUACUUUGACCAGCUCUACGCUUGGGCCCUGGAGCUCAUCCGCAGGUUUUUUUCGGUCAACGAGAGCAAGUGCCGCAUCCCCCCACCCUCGCCAUGGCGGUACCGGCCGGUGGAGGAGUCGCUCCUGCUCUUCGAGGACAUGCGGAAGGGCAAGUUUGGGGAAGGAGAGGCCACGCUGCGCAUGAAGCUGGUGAUGGAGGACGGGAAGAUGGACCCUGUUGCGUACCGUGUCAAGUUUACUCCACACCACCGCACCGGGGACAAGUGGUGCAUCUACCCCACGUACGACUACACACACUGCCUCUGCGACUCCAUCGAGCACAUCACGCACUCCCUCUGCACCAAGGAGUUCCAGGCCAGGCGCUCCUCCUACUUCUGGCUGUGCAAUGCUCUGGAUGUCUACUGCCCUGUGCAGUGGGAGUACGGGCGCCUGAACCUGCUCUACACUGUCGUAUCCAAGAGGAAAAUCAUCCGGCUGGUGGAGACAGGUGCUGUGAG